This is a messenger RNA of Papaver somniferum (opium poppy), 1801 nucleotides long. Its product is annotated as carnosine N-methyltransferase-like. The transcript is spliced from 18 exons. The record is from RefSeq and is a predicted model, not a curated record. NCBI's taxonomy places the organism in Eukaryota, Viridiplantae, Streptophyta, Magnoliopsida, Ranunculales, Papaveraceae. Gene Ontology annotation, molecular function: S-adenosylmethionine-dependent methyltransferase activity. Bases 123 to 1655 code for a protein of 510 amino acids.
CUUUCCCCUCUACUUUCUCUCUCUCUCUAAAAGUACUGGUGAGCAGUGAGAGAGAAUGUUUACGAGUAUAUUUCUAUUCUUUCAGUUUUGUAAUUUUAAUACCCUGAAGAAAAGAAAUAGUAAUGUCUAGCGGUGCCGGUGAGCAUAGGCUUCACAGCAAGCUUGAAGAAGCACUGGAAAUCAAAUCCCUAAGACGGAUUAUUAGUGCUUACCUCAAGUACUCUCUCUAUCUAAAUGCCGCAGAAGAAGAUGUAAAAAGGUACGAAAGAUCCUAUAAACAGCUUCCUCCUGCCCACAAGGCAAUUUUAUCUCAUUUUCCAUUCAAGUUUCAGAGGCUCAGAAGGUAUAUAACUAAUAAGAGUAUUUCUGUGAAUUCUUUUUUUAUCAUGAGUAUGCUACAGGCAUUUGAGCCCCCUCUAGACAUGAGCCAGGACAUUGAUAUUCGUGAAAAAGAAGAUCGGGAUGAUGUAUGCAAUGAUCAUCUCUCUGAGGAGAGGAAUUUUUCUUAUAGCCUCAUACCUACGACCAGUGGAAAAACACCUGACACUGACCAGUUAUAUUGUGGAGAAGGGAUCAAGAUGAGGUGCAAGUCACCUGAGGACAGAACCAGUGACGAGGUCAGCAAGGGGGUUCCAGCGGUUUCCAAGUCUGUAAGCAUGGAGAACACCACGGGGUUAAAUAAUGCUGGGCGCAGUGAUGUUAUGGACAUCAACUGUGAGGCAGGGCUUUGUUCUGUUUCUGAUUCGAAUGGAAAUGUAUGCUCAGUCCAGCAAGACUGGUUAGAUCCUUCAUUACAACUGCAAGUUCCUCUAGCUGAUGUUGACAAGGUCAGAUGUAUUAUACGGAAUAUUGUUAGAGACUGGGCGCCGGAGGGACAGUGGGAACGUGACCAGUGCUACAAACCUAUUCUUGAAGAGCUAGAUCGCCUAUUUCCUUCCCGAUCUAAAGAUAGGCCUCCUUGCUGUUUAGUUCCCGGUGCUGGUCUGGGAAGGCUGGCUUUGGAGAUUUCUUGCCUUGGUUUUACAAGUCAAGGGAAUGAGUUCUCAUACUACAUGAUGAUCUGCUCAAAUUUUAUUCUUAACCAUACUGAGGCUGUAGGGGAGUGGACAAUAUAUCCUUGGAUCCACAGCAAUUGCAACUCUCUUUCUGAUAAUGAUCAGCUCUGUCCUGUUUCAUUUCCAGAUAUCCACCCUGCCAGUGUAGGAAUUACUGAAGGCUUUUCCAUGUGUGGUGGUGACUUUGUUGAAGUUUAUAGUGACCCAAGUCAAGAAGGAGCUUGGGAUACGAUUGUCACAUGUUUCUUCAUUGAUACUGCACACAACAUCGUAGAAUAUAUUGAAACAAUAUCGAGACUUCUCGUAGAUGGAGGAGCAUGGAUAAACUUGGGACCCCUUCUUUAUCACUUUGCCGAUGCGUUUGGGACAGAAGAUGAGAUGUCAAUUGAACUCAGUUUGGAAGAUGUGAAGAAGGUUGCUUUUGAAUAUGGAUUUCAAUUGGAGCGGGAGAAGUUCAUUGAGACAACAUACACUGCCAAUCCUCGAUCCAUGAUAACCGCUGCUAUUACAGUUUUUUUUCUGCAGAACCGAUACUCCGCUGCAUUUUGGACCAUGACAAAGAUACGGAAACCUAGUAAAGAUUCGCCACAGCCAAAGUAAAGAUGAUUAUAGGAAAAAAAAACAGGGAAAAGGAGAACUGAGGAAAAAAGAAAGUACCGGUAGGUAGUUGAACUGUUGUAUUGAUACAUGAACUUUACUGACAGGUGGUUAAAGUUGCCUUCAUAUAAAUAUAUCCAUUAUUACAA